Haliotis rufescens (red abalone) is the source of this 2718-nucleotide messenger RNA. RefSeq names its product organic cation transporter protein-like. The transcript has 10 exons. Bases 24 to 1700 code for a protein of 558 amino acids. Gene Ontology annotation, biological process: transmembrane transport. Gene Ontology annotation, cellular component: membrane. The record is from RefSeq and is a predicted model, not a curated record. Gene Ontology annotation, molecular function: transmembrane transporter activity. Lineage: Eukaryota; Metazoa; Mollusca; Gastropoda; Lepetellida; Haliotidae.
GUUUCAUUGUCACUGAAGAAAAUAUGAAGUUCGACGAUGUCCUCGUGCAUCUUGGAGAAUUUGGCUGGUAUCAAAAGAGAUUGUACUUUUUAGUGUGCAUACCAUCCAUGCUGAGUGCCUUGCAAUCUCUUUCAGUUAUAUUUCAGUUGGAUAUACCCAGCCACAGGUGCUCGCUGGGACCGAAUGACACCUAUCAGGUGCAGGAUGCGCAUCACUCUUACCUAUUCAACAUGUCCAUCCCCUGGGAGGCCGACAGAGACAAACAGGUGCUCUCCUCCUGCCAAAUAUACCAGCACCCUCAAAACGGCAGCCACUCCAACAACUCGACAACUCCGUGCAGCUCAUGGGUGUUUGAUCGCUCCACGUAUGAAUCAACGCUGACGGAAGAGUUCAACAUAGUGUGUGAAGACCGUGCUCUGCGGUCCCAUACAAACAUGGCGGGCUUCGCUGGACAACUGGUGGGGGCGUUUCUCAUGGGACUUCUGUCAGACAUAUUCGGUCGCCGCCCUCUGUUUUUAUUCAAUUUAAUUAUGGAGGCUGUUCUUGGUAUCGGUACUGCCUUCGCCCCGAACGUGUAUGCGUUUAUGGUGUUUAGAGCGCUGGGAAACAUGUGCAGGAUAGCUUCCUUCACCUGUGCGUUUGUCCUGGCCAUGGAGCUAACAGGACCAUCGAAGAGAGUGUUCGUCGGAAUUGUCAUAGAGAUAUACUGGUGCAUGGGGCUGUUUACCUUGGGUCUUAUCGCCUACUUUGUCCGACACUGGCAAACCCUACAGCUGAUCGCCGCUGCUCCAACAACCCUCUACUUCCUCUUUUACUGGAUAGUUCCCGAGUCUCCACGAUGGCUGAUAUCACGUGGUCGCAUACCGGAAGCCCAAGCAAUCAUACAGAAAGUGGCUUCAGUCAAUGGCGUGAAACUACCAGAAGGAGUUUUGGAGAAGGUAACAGUGGACGACCAGGAGAAGUCCGUGAGGGUGACGCAGAUGUUCACGACGCCGUACCUGCUGUUCAUCACACUCAUCAUCUUCUACAACUGGUUUGUGGCCAGUGUGGUUUACUACGGACUCGGCCUGAACGUUCAAAAUUUGAGCGGAGACAUCUACGUCAACUUCACCAUCGCCAACAUCGUGGAGCUUGCGUCGUACAUCAUGUGUGUUACACUCCUGAACCGUCUCGGCAGGAAGUUCCUUCAGUGUGGCUGUAUGCUCCUUGGCGGAAUUGCCUGUGUCACUACAAUGUUCCCGGUCAUUUAUGGAAACUCGUCACUAGACUGGGUGACAGUCGCGCUAUCCAUGGUCGGUAAGUUCGGAGCAUCUGGAGCGUUCGCCAUUGUGUUCGUAUACACAGCCGAGCUGUUCCCUACUGUAGUGCGAAACUCUGGAGUGGGGGUCAGCUCCUUCUUUGCCAGGAUCGGAGGGAUGGUCUCCCCUUACAUUGCAGAUUUGGGCGUACUAGUUGGCGGUGACCUGAAGGUGGCACUGCCUCUCAUCGUGUUCGGAGGUCUGUCCAUUGUCGCGGGUCUGCUGACACUUUUCCUGCCAGAGACGCUGAAAAGGAGACUUCCUGAAACCAUAGAGGACGCCAAGAACAUGCGAAAUUCAAGCAGAAAGGCGAACUACCCAAUGGGCCAAACCAGCCAGCAAUCAGACAUCUCCAGUGUUAAACUGGAAAAUUUCAAGUCUACAGCCCUAAACAAAUUUUAGAAAUGGCGAUUUGUUUUACAAUAUAAUAAUAACCAUUAUAAUCAGCAUGGGCCGCUCUGGGGGUGAAUUUCCAAGGAUCGCGUGUAAUACCUUUGGACGAAUAUGUUUAAAAGUGGUAUUACCACUGUUUCGAGUGGGGUUUGGCUUUGGUGUGGUUGAAUUUUAGAUAUGUCGUUUUCGACAGUAAUACGGUUUUUAGACAGACAGACAUUUAUUUAGUACUAAGGCCACGUGGUACAUGUUGAAAGUAAAGUUUCAUUUCCUUAUUUUCCUUUAUUUAGUUACGACAUAUAUAUGGUAUGCAAACGUGUUCUGUCAGAUUAUGUUAUGUUGUAGAGGAAUGUAACACGCUGACAUGUGCAGCACACGUGGGAAAUCUCCAUUCUGGACACCCCAUACCGUUUGUCCUUGUCUGUCUCCCAGACCCUUGAGAAUAAAUUAAGAACAAAAUUCAAAACUAGAAUGAUUUCGCAAGUCUAGAUUGCCUCAGCUCUGAGUUAAUCGUUGUGGGCUCUAUUUGGAUUUAUAUUUUAUAUUUUGUACAUAUGAAUAUGUUAGUGAGAUGACUUUAUUUCUGAGACAAGUUUUUAGUCAACGUUUGCCCUGGUAAUUGGGCAGGUUAUACACUGUUUGGGGUAGAAUUCCAGCCAUUUCAUAACAAUGUCACCAUGAAUAGACUUCACACAUUGUACCCUACCCAUAUGGAGAAUCUGUUCGUGUUCGCCCAAACGAGAAGACGCAUCAACCAUUAGACUAGUCAACAAUCUUGUUUGUCCAAGAGUUUCCUGGAAUUGUGAUGGUAGGGAGGGGUGGCCAGUGCUUCUUGUUUGUUACCCUCACCUAGGCUUUUGCUGAUAACCACCGGGUGUCUAUUCUAGACUUGAUCAUGUUCCCCCUUAACGUUAACAAAACGUAUAAGGGCCCAAAGAAUCUUUUUUACUGCUUAUCCGAAGUAUAUCAUAUUUCGAAAUAUUAAUGUAUAUUGUAUAUGUAUUUAUUCCAUGAUAGCGUAAUAAAA